Lepidothrix coronata (blue-crowned manakin) is the source of this 4407-nucleotide messenger RNA. It is a transcript of the gene PCSK6, whose product is annotated as proprotein convertase subtilisin/kexin type 6. The transcript has 23 exons. Gene Ontology annotation, molecular function: serine-type endopeptidase activity. The coding region runs from base 398 to 2866 and encodes 822 amino acids. Gene Ontology annotation, cellular component: cell surface; membrane. NCBI's taxonomy places the organism in Eukaryota, Metazoa, Chordata, Aves, Passeriformes, Pipridae. The record is from RefSeq and is a predicted model, not a curated record. Gene Ontology annotation, biological process: peptide hormone processing.
CCGGCCGGCCCGGUCCAACAUCCCGAGGGCUGAGGGGAUGCGCUGCCGAGGCUCUGCCCGAGCCGCUCCGGGGGCUGCUAGGCAGACCUGGAGAGACCCACUGUGAUCCCACCAGCAAGAAUGCAAGAGCAGCUGCUGCAGGGAGACCUGUCAUAUAUAAGAGGAUGCUCAGUGCAGAAGAAUAUGGAGAUUUACAAUUCCCUGGAGUGGAGCAGUGACAGCAGUCGAAAGCCCUGUGCUUUGCAGUCGCAGUGUGCCAGAGUGAGCUACGGAAAGAUGUUGGAGCCAUUGUGCUGCUAGACAGAUUGGAAGCUUAGAAAACUACUACCACUUUCACCACAGCAGGACGUUUAAGCGCUCGACGCUGAGCAGCCGGGGACCGCACAACUUCCUCCGCAUGGACCCCAAGGUGGACUGGCUGCAGCAGCAGGAGGUGAAGCGGAGGGUGAAGAGGCAGGUCCGAGGGGAGCCACACGCUCUGCCCUUCAACGACCCGGUGUGGCCCAACAUGUGGUACCUGCACUGCGGCGAUAAAAACAGUCGGUGCAGGUCGGAGAUGAACAUCUUGUCAGCCUGGCAGAGGGGCUACACGGGCAAGAACGUGGUGGUCACCAUCCUGGAUGACGGCAUAGAGAGGAACCACCCCGACCUCCUGCAGAACUACGAUCCUCUUGCGAGCUACGACGUCAAUGGGAACGACCACGACCCGACUCCGCGCUACGAUGCCAGCAAUGAGAAUAAACACGGCACUCGCUGCGCAGGGGAGGUGGCGGCGGCGGCGAACAAUUCGUACUGCAUAGUGGGCAUCGCCUACAACGCCCGCAUCGGAGGCAUUCGUAUGUUAGAUGGAGAUGUAACAGAUGUUGUUGAAGCGAAGUCGCUUGGCAUCAGACCCGAUUACAUUGACAUUUACAGCGCGAGCUGGGGGCCAGAUGAUGAUGGGAAGACAGUUGAUGGACCUGGUCUAUUGGCCAAACAGGCUUUUGAGCAAGGCAUUAAAAAGGGUCGCAGGGGACUGGGGUCCAUUUUCGUCUGGGCGUCGGGGAACGGCGGCAGAGAGGGCGAUUACUGCUCCUGUGACGGCUACACCAACAGCAUCUACACCAUCUCCAUCAGCAGCACCACCGAGAACGGCUACAAGCCCUGGUACCUGGAGGAAUGUGCCUCCACCCUCGCCACCACCUACAGCAGCGGGGCUUUUUAUGAGCGGAAAAUAGUCACCACGGAUCUCCGGCACCGCUGCACCGACGGCCACACCGGCACCUCCGUGUCUGCCCCCAUGGUCGCGGGAAUCAUCGCCUUGGCUUUGGAGGCAAACCCCCUGCUCACCUGGAGGGACGUCCAGCACCUGCUGGUCAAAACCUCACGGCCGGGGCACCUGCGAGCGCCCGACUGGAAAACCAACGGUGCGGGGCACAAAGUUAGCCAUCUAUAUGGCUUUGGGCUGGUGGAUGCUGAUGCUAUUGUGGUGGAAGCCAAGAAGUGGAAGAUGGUUCCUCCCCAGCAUGUCUGCGUGGGAAGCCUGGACAGGGUGCCCAAGUACAUCCGAGCUGACCAUGUGCUGCGCGCCAGCACCCUGAGCAGCGGCUGCGCUGAGCACCGUGACCAGCACGUGCUGUACCUGGAGCACGUCGUGGUGAGGCUCAGCAUCUCCCACCCGCGCCGGGGAGACCUCCAGAUCAGCCUCGUGUCUCCAGCAGGAACCAGGUCGCAGCUCCUCGCCAGGAGGGUGUUCGACCACUCCAACGAGGGGUUCAAGGGCUGGGAGUUCAUGACCGUCCACUGCUGGGGGGAGCGGGCGGCGGGGGAGUGGACCCUGGAGAUCCACGACACGCCAUCCCAAGUGCGCAACCCCGCCGUGCAAGGGAAGCUGAAGGAGUGGAGCCUCAUCUUCUAUGGGACAGCUGAGCAUCCCUACACUGCACCGGGUGGGCCCCAGUCUCGUGGGAGGUCGUUGGAAGUGCCAACAUCGGAGAUGGAGCCAUCAAGAGCCGCCUUCCUGCAGAGCCAGGUGGAGGUGGCAGAGGAGGAGGAGGAGUAUGCGGGUCCGUGCCACCCCGAGUGCGGCGACCAGGGCUGUGAUGGUCCCAACGCCGACCAGUGCUUGAACUGCAUCCACUACAGCCUGGGCAGCAUGAAAACUGGCAGGAUGUGUGUGAGCUCCUGCCCCGUGGGGUUUUUUGGGGACAAAGGCGCCCGGAGGUGCCGCCGGUGCUACAAGGGCUGCGAGCGCUGCCUCGGGAGGGGACCGACCCAGUGCACGGCCUGCAAGAGGAACCUCUACCACCACCAGGAGAUGAACACCUGCGUGGUGCUGUGUCCCACCGGCUUCUACGCCGAGGAACGUCAGAAACGUUGUCUGAAAUGUCAUCAAAGCUGUAAAAAAUGUGUUGGCGAAGCAGACAAAUGUACUGCAUGCAAAGAGGGAUUCAGCCUGGCAGGAGAGAGCUGUGUGCCCGAGUGCCAGCCUGCCAUGUACCUCAGCCGGGAGCCCCGGCGCUGCGAGACCUGCCCCGCCAGCACAGGGCCGGGAGAGGAGGACUGCACCUCCUGCACCCCCGAGGGCCCUGCACCCCACUGGCGCUGCGUCCCCGCCUGCCGUGAGGGCUUUUACCCCGCCGACAGCCACGGGCUGCCCAACAAGGUCUGCAAGAGGUGUGACGAUCACUGCUCAGCCUGCGAGGGCUCCAGUGGGAACUGCCUUCGGUGUAAAGAAGGUUUCAGCCUCCUGGGUGGCUCCUGUGUAACAAAUGAAACCUGUACCAACGCUGACAAGACUUUCUGUGAGAUGGUGAAAUCAAACAAGCUCUGUGAAAAGAAGCUGUUUGUGCAGUUCUGCUGUCAGACGUGUCUUAUGGCUGGGUAAAGUUCAGCGGCUGCGUCCAUCCAGGACUUCCACCGACUGCCAGCCCAGUUUUGCCAAAUGUUUAGGACAAAAAGUUUAUUUUUUCAGCUUUGGGAGAGUUUACAUGGUGCUGUCAAGCAUUUCGCUCCUAAGUUUGAUAGCUUUAAUAUCACUGUCAGCGCGUUUCUAUAGCAAUAUGUUAAGCAGAGAUCGGAUCGUACCCUGAGUGAUCACGUCCUGGGAGCAGCAGACAAGCGGUGAUAUUAAUACUCUCAAACACUCCUCGUGAGCAGGGACUGAUGCAUGAUCCAUGUACACACGCUUGGUUCUUCGCAGAAAUCCUACUGACCUGCCCGCUCCGAGCGGCUGGCGGGAGCCCUCGCCGCGAGGGAUGCAGGACUCCACGCCUGCGAGGAAAGAGCCGUUUGUGGCUCACUUUUCGGUACCCUUCUCUGCUAGGUGAGAGCUGAUACAGACCUGAAUUGCCAACGGCUCUGUACAUAGGUAAAACGAUGAACCAGGCGGUUCCGGAGUGGUGCCCUACAGCCCACUCCGGAAUUCCUGUUCGGAUUCGGUCAGUCGCUGUUUCCCUCUGGCCGGGGCAAGAACUGGAGGUUUGAGGACCAAAGCGUGAGCUGACCCACGUGGCUCUGCAGGUGUGUCAGCCCAGCAGGGAACUGCAGGCAGGCAAAACCCCUGUGUCUACAGGGGGUCUUAGGGAUUUGGUGGGGUUUGUCCGCAUGGACUGGCCUUACCAUGAAGUGUAUUUCCCUACUGGAACUGCGAGUAAGUUGCUGAUUAAUUCAGUUCUGGAACGAGCUAGAUCCUUCCUCUAAACGAGAUGCUGUCCCAGUUAGUCUCUUCUGGCAUUUUGUGUCAUCAUCCUUCCCCUGUUUUGCUGGGUAUGCCCCUCUCUCUCACAAAAUCCUCCUAUCACGGCAGUGAUUUUUCUUGGGCAUCUAUUUCCCAAAUGAGACAUUCCGGGGAUCCAGACAGGAAACUUAAUUUUACAAAACCCUCCCCCAAAACAAACUUUUUCAUGCUCUCUCUUAAUAGUAAGUCAUGUGGUGUUUAUAUAAUUGUGUUUAAAAUAUCCUUGGCUAUGUUGUUUUACAGAUUUUUAAAAAAUAACUUAUACAAUCCUUGUUUUUUCUCUGUGGAUUAUUUUUUAUAUGGGAGUGGGGUACCUUUUUGUGUCUUAUUCCUUCUCCUUUUCUCCUCUCUGACCCUGCAAAGCCAGUCUUUGCACCAGACGUAUGUAAACACUCUUUCCUACGCUGCAUGUUCUGAUUUUCAUUGUUAAUAGUUUUUAUGAGUUAAACCUUUUGCCAAUGAAAUCCUCAGUGUGAAAUGUCACUAGUCCCUCACAGAGCUGGGAUAAUCCCUGCUUGGUUUCAGCUGCAGUGACACAUGCCCUGCCUGGGCUUGCCCACUAGAGCUCACCUCAGCCAGGUGGAAGAGGGGAAAGCCACACUGCCACUGGUCCUCACCUGCCUGGGCCAAACCCAAGGAAAGAUGGAGCUUUGGUGAACUGACCUUUUAAGUUAAUAAACUAUUGAUCU